UGCCCACGCUGCUGCCACCGCGCAGCGGCAGGGAUGGCGAGCCGCGGAGUGCAGGCGGUGACGGUAGCAGCGGUUCCGUCAUUGGAUGAGGAGGCUUGAGGGACAGGCCAGCGUGUUGAACAAGGAGAAGCGAGGCGUGUGGCCCCGAGAGAGCGAGGGCAAUGGAGGCCAACACGCCGAAGCGGAAGGAGCCUGGCAAGUCCCUGCGCAUCAAAGUCAUCUCCAUGGGCAACGCCGAAGUGGGAAAAAGCUGUAUUAUAAAGCGAUACUGUGAGAAAAGAUUUGUGUCUAAAUACCUUGCAACAAUUGGAAUUGACUAUGGAGUCACAAAGGUCCAGGUCCGAGACCGAGAAGUCAAGGUGAACAUCUUCGAUAUGGCUGGACACCCGUUCUUCUACGAGGUCCGCAACGAGUUUUACAAGGACACGCAGGGCGCAGUGCUGGUGUACGACGUCGGGCAGAAGGACUCCUUCGACGCCCUGGAUGCGUGGCUGGCGGAGAUGAAGCAAGACCUGGGGCCCCACGGGAGCACGGACAACAUUGUGUUCGUCGUGUGUGCCAACAAGAUCGAUUGUGCCAAGCACCGCUGUGUGGACGAAAGCGAGGGGCGUCUCUGGGCCGAGAGCAGGGGGUUCCUGUACUUUGAAACUUCGGCACAAACUGGAGAAGGAAUUAAUGAGAUGUUCCAGGCCUUCUACGCGUCCAUCGUGGAUCUAUGUGAGAACGGCGGGAAACGCCCCGUCACGAACAGCAGCGCUAGUUUCACCAAAGAACAAGCCGACACCAUUCGCAGAAUCCGAAACAGUAAAGACAGUUGGGACAUGCUGGGGGUCAAGCCUGGGGCCUCGAGGGACGAGGUCAAUAAAGUGUACCGGAAGCUCGCCGUGCUGCUGCACCCGGACAAGUGCGUCGCGCCCGGCAGUGAAGAUGCCUUCAAAGCGGUGGUGAACGCCCGGACUGCCCUGCUGAAGAACAUCAAGUAGGAAGGAGAGCAAACGACGGGUGUCGGGUAUCGGGUGUAGGGCGCGCGUGCAGGCAGACUCUCCCUGGAGGCGAAACGGCCAGCGUGGGUGUUUCCCCCGCAGAACCUCGCCGAGCUUUCCCCCCCGCCGUCUGUCGUCAUUCCUACGUAAGUCCGCGGUCCAGGGCCUGCUGCCGGUUCCCGCGGAGGGAACCGAGCGCCACUGGCACACCCGGGUUCCGUUGGUUUUCCACCUGGAAGUCGAGUGCUCCCGUGGCCCCGCCCUCGGGAAAGUCCCUGAGGCGUCUGGAGGGAGGACAGGAGGGCCCUUUCGCCUUCUUUUCCUCCCUCCCGUCCUUCUUUCCCGCCUGCCUUCCUCCUUCAACAUGGGAGAAGAAAAACAGAAGCAGACUAUAUCAAAACCCCUGAGAGUUUGGGGUGACCUCACAAGCAAGCCGCCCCUUUCAGAACGAGUUCCUUAGGUGCUCUUUUAACCAUCAAUCAAAAAGUAAUGGCCUCUUAGCAGCAGCCCUUUGGAAGUUUGUGAAACAAAGCCACACAUUGAAGCAGCCAGUUUAUGACAUUUAGUCCGUUCCCUUCUCCAGCCACCAGGGGGAGAGACAGGCCAGUCCUAAGUGGAUAAAGCCACCGCAGCCACGCUUCUGGGUACACUGCGCUGCUACCGUGCCCCUGGGCGGGAGGGCCCUGUCUGGCUGGGCAGGUGGGUGCCAGCUGCUGUAGGGAGCACCAUCACCUAGGGAUCAGGAAUGAGGCCAGGACGGGUGCGUGCAGGCCACGCUAGAGUGUGCAUUCAUCUCAUCACGCACAGCAGCUGACUCGGGCGUGUGGAUGCCACGGGAGAGCGCCCGUGUGAGGCUUACGUCUUGUCUCGUUUCUGCCUCAUUUGCCAGGGACAGGUGGGGAGGGUGAGGUGCCCUGCAACAUGCCGGCCUCCGCUCUGCUUCUUCACCGGUGUCAGUUCCCUCUCCUCCUCCCCUCGUUGAUUUACACACCACGUCUGCCACCAUUUCUCUGUUCUUGGGUCCCCGGCUUGCAGCCACUGUCUCCUCCAUCCCCCCUCACAAGCCUUGAGCUGGGCCUGGCUGACCAGGGACCAGGAUGGGUCCUUCAGGCAGUGCGGGAGCGAGGGGUCUGGAAGCUGGCAGGGGGAGGAAUCUCUGUGAUCUUGUUUGGGUUCCAAAUCUCUGAAUAGUAACACUUUUAAACUACAGGUUAUGAAAAUUCAUUUCCCAGAGAGAAAAAUGUUUUCUUGCCAUAGUCUCCUCCUUCAUCUCCAGGAGAUGAAUGAAGAUCAAGUGUUAGGACUGGCCGUUUUUGGGGGCCCACACGACCGCUCCCACUGUGUGGCUCGUGACCUCCUCACCCUCGUUGUGAGGUCCGUAUUUUCAGCUGUGACCAGUCUGCACCAGCUGGGGCUCUCAAGUACGCAACACAGUGCUGUCUCUGGAUUUUAAAUAGCUAUCCAUGUUGAUCGCCAGGUAGCGCACCUUAGCACCUCGGGAGCAAAGCCACUUCCACUGACCUCAAGCCCGGGGCAGCCUUCUGGGCGCUUCCCCUCCGCCGGCGGCUUCCUCGGGGUGGCUGCACUUGGGCCGCGUGGGGCCUGUGGUCAGCAAGCCUAGAAAACUGUCAGCUGUUUUCUAGGAUGACGUUUCUUCUUGGCGAUGCUGGGAAUGCUCUUCUUUAUGGAUGGAGAUCUGAGAUAUGGUUUCUUAGAGGAUCGUCCUCUGGCCUUGUAAUUUUAACCAGCCUCGGAACUGCAGAACUCCAACCCAAAGUUCUUCUGGACCUAAGUGUUGCUUAAGGCCUUCAUCACGCCUAGGAUAAUUAAACAUCGAUCUGUUCUCACAACAGAAUUUAGGAGUCGCCUGAGUGAGGGACUGUGCACCACGGCAGUGCCAGCCCAGGCUGACAGAGCGGCUCACUGAGUGCGAGGCCCUGUGUGUAAGAAGCUGGUGCCCGUUGUUAACACUGUUGCUAAGCGCGGGACCGGCCCCUCCUUCAGCUGCAGUGCGCAGGUGGGCACGUGUAGCGGAGGGUCCCUGAGGCCCCCAUUCGCAUCCUUAUGUAACCAGUGAGCUGUUGAGAUUCGGCCUGGUCUCGACUCUUAGGUCUUGGGAGUCAGUUCCCAGCACCCUCUUGGUGAAUGUUAAGGAUGGCCAGGUACUACUUUAUGUAAAAGGAAGAAAAGAAGAAACUUAAGCUUCAAGGCCCUAGAAUUUUUCUGAUUUGGUAAUUCUUCAGAAGAAUAUCAAAUGAUAAGAAGCUCGGUCUGCAGUGAAAAGUUGUUUGGUAUCGCACCGACUCCACAGACCUGUGCACAUCAAUGUAACUUCUUGGUGCAAAUGUGUCCUUUGUAGUUCAACCUGAAAAUUAUUCAGCCAGUUCGGAUUUCAGAAUACAUCAGUGACAGUAACAACUAGCAGAAUAAUUUCAAUGGUUAAAAAAAAUUUUUAUGGAGAAAAACUUGUUUUUCAAAAAGAAUACAAAGUUUGAGCAGCUAUUAUUAAAGAAAAGCCAUUUCUUCCACAGCUGAGUCACCGAGAAUUAACACUUUUAAAACUUGUUAGAGAUCCCCAGAGGCUUUCAAAUCAGUCCUCCAACCUACCCAAGCGCUUUAAAAUAACACCCGGCUUUUGUUCCCUUGUUCCCCUUUCCUGCCUCCUUCCGGGCGGAGGUUCUCAGCUGUCAGCUCUUCUCCUCCUCCAGCCUCGUCACCCGGCUCCCCCGCGUGCACGCCCCUGGGCCUGGGUGGUCUGCUGACCGGAAGUCCCGCCUCCGGGAUUGCACCGCCCCCGACACAAAAAUGCCCUGGUUGGGUAGCUCGCACCUUCAGGGAGCUUACUCGAGUGUGUUCUCAGCAUCCCAUUCUCAACUGGUAAACAUCUCUUUACACCCGUAAACCAGAGCCUGAUUCACUGUUAGUUCGAUGAGCCAUCAAUCAGGCAGCUGAAUUUCUGAAAGAGUCGCGGUGAGGAUGUGGCCCUAGCGAUGAGGGUGCUGCUGCUCGCAGAACACAGUCUCGGGGGGAGGCACGCGUGGCAGGUUCACGUGGGCGUGGGCGGGGCUGCACCCACUUUGUGUCUGACAGGGACGGCGCCCUUGUGACAGGCGCUUGCAGUAGGCCCUGGAAUGUCACCUCGCCGCACUCCCUCCAGCUCACCCAACCUGCCAGCAAUUCGGUAAAACUUUUGAAAAGGAAUUUAGCUGCAAAAGAUAGCUAACCACCUUCUGGUGCAAGUUUUGCAAAGUGCGAAGAGGGUCGCCCUUCUUGUGAUGGCCAUUUGGCACAACUGCAAGGCAUAGGUAAUACUAUUUGUGUGUUGGUUUCCCCCUUUAACAUCUCCAGAGGAGACAGAGUCUAAACCUGCGGGGCGAUGCAGGAGACGGCGCCCACCGGGCAGCGCGACGUGGCGCUGUGCAGUGAAGGCCCUGUGGUGAGGUGCCCUGCCGGACAGCCGCUCGGGGUGGGUCCGUUUCCUGCACUUGCUGCUUGAAGGGGCAUCUGUCCCUACGACUGUGCGUGCAGAGUCCCUAAAGAAAGCUCUAAGCUCUUACAAGGAAAAUUUACCUAUUUGCUUUCUGUUGAAAUUACUGAAAAUGUUAAAUCGAACAGUUUAUGUCUUGUAUAGAGAGUGCCAUAUGUAUUUAAGUUGUGUAUUUUUAUAAAAUAAAGCCA
Molecule: messenger RNA, 4661 nt
Organism: Phyllostomus hastatus (greater spear-nosed bat)
Lineage: Eukaryota; Metazoa; Chordata; Mammalia; Chiroptera; Phyllostomidae
Gene: DNAJC27
Product: DnaJ heat shock protein family (Hsp40) member C27
Exons: 7
Coding region: 162-983 (273 amino acids)
Molecular function (GO): GTP binding; GTPase activity
Source: RefSeq, a predicted model, not a curated record